This is a messenger RNA of Phalaenopsis equestris, 1797 nucleotides long. Its product is annotated as transcription factor bHLH130-like. Gene Ontology annotation, biological process: regulation of transcription by RNA polymerase II. Gene Ontology annotation, cellular component: nucleus. The coding region runs from base 400 to 1524 and encodes 374 amino acids. The record is from RefSeq and is a predicted model, not a curated record. Lineage: Eukaryota; Viridiplantae; Streptophyta; Magnoliopsida; Asparagales; Orchidaceae. The transcript has 6 exons. Gene Ontology annotation, molecular function: RNA polymerase II cis-regulatory region sequence-specific DNA binding; protein dimerization activity; DNA-binding transcription factor activity, RNA polymerase II-specific.
UUAACUGGCUGAAAACCUCAUCCUGGAUUUCGGCGCUUCCAGAAAACUGGAAAUUUCAUUUAUGAGGAAAGGAUAAUAAAUUCAACAGCCCACAGAUUGAUUGAUCUCAUCGUCUUCUUCGAUGCCGAAUUGAGUGAAGGGGAAGAAGAGGAAGAAGGCUCCGAAGCUUAAAAGGAACCCCUUUGCUUACUUCUCAGCCCUGCCCCGUUUCUUCGUCUUCUCCGGCGUAUUUCAGCAGCUAUGGAAAGAUUGAUUUUUUUAUCUCCGGCAAGCUACGAGUGGAUGGCCAAGCGGCGAAAGUUCGGAACUUGUGCUGAAUUCCAGCUUUAGGUCCUGCGUAUUGAUCCGGAUCUGAUUUUGCGAGCAGAGACGGAGGGGGGGAUUAAGGAAGAUUGUGUGAUGUACGGAUCUUCAUGGGCGGCAACGUUUGGUCACCGGAAAGAGGAAUCGGUUUUCCAGAGGGAGCAGCAGAUGAACUCCGGUCUUCUCCGGUUCAGCUCUGCGCCGAGCUCUCUGCUCGGCGAGGCCUGCGAGGGUUUCCUCCCCGUGAGGCCUUCCAGCCCUGAAACAGAUUCCCUCUUAGCUCGCUUUCUCGCAUCAAGUCCACGCGAUGAGAUCCGCGACAAGUCUGCCGCCGCCACAGAACAGAACGCCGCAGCAGAACAGAACGGUGGUUACUCCUCAAUUUCUUCUCAAUUGCUUUACCAGCAGCAGCAUCAGCAGCAGCAGCAGCAGCCGCCUAUUGCAGAGAACGCCUACAGGGUGGUAAGCUCCAUGGCUAUGGAGGUUAACCAGAUGAAAUCCGGCGGCGCCAAUUUAAUCCGGCAGAGCAGCUCCCCUGCUGGACUCAUGUCUCACUUAAACGCUGACAGCGGCUAUGGGUUGAUGGGAAGGAUUCCUGGUAGUAACAGAAAUGGCAUGAGGGGAGAUUUUAAGGGCCAGAUAAGCUUCUCCUCGAGGCAAAACUCGCUGUCUCAGAUCUCAGAGAUGGGGAGCGAGGGAAUCUCCGGCGGUGGGGGAAGCCCGGAGGAGAGCAGCAAUGGCCAGGGUUUCAUUCCCGGCUACGCAGUCAGAUCCUGGGAGGACUCCUUCCUGUCAGAUAACCUCUCUGCUAGCAAGAGAGCCGGAGAUGUGGUGGGGCGAAAUCAAACGGAGCUUCAGAAUGGAGCUGGGCUGACGCACCAUUUCAGUUUGCCGAAGACUAGUUCGGAGAUGGCGGCGAUUGAGAAACUUCUCCAUUUUCAGGACUCCGUGCCCUGUAAGAUCCGUGCUAAGAGAGGCUGCGCUACUCAUCCUCGAAGCAUUGCAGAGAGGGUUAGGAGGACUAGAAUUAGCGAGAGGAUGAGGAAGUUGCAGGAGCUUGUGCCCAACAUGGAUAAGCAAACUAAUACUGCGGAUAUGCUCGAUUUAGCCGUUGAAUACAUCAAAGAUCUCCAAAAGCAGGUCAAGUCUUUAUCUGAUGUUAGGGCAACCUGCACCUGCUCAGUUAGCAGACAGAAAGCCUAUCAGAGUCAGGCAAGCUGAUAUAUGUGCUGUACAUAGUAAUUUAGAAGAAAUCAAAGUGGUAGUUAAAGAAUUGAUGGGAAAAGAUGAAGGUUAGCUCUUUGUUUUUUUGUUUGUCUUAACUACCUGUAGAGGUAGAAGAAAAAUGUAAAGGUAUGUGAUUUUAGAUCUUAUACGUCAUAUUAGUGUGGUCACCAAAUACCGACUACGAAGACUGAUUCUUGUGAUGUGUUCAUAUAAAUUUUUGGGGUGAUUUAAGUGUCGAAUGUGUUCUUCAAUGUUGUUGUUGUGAUU